GACUCGAAGUGGACUUCCGGGUCACGGCGGAGCGGGCUCUCACGUGGAGGCGGGGAAAUUUCGCCCACCGAGUGAAUGCAUUUGGUCGCAGAGCUAAAGAGGAGGAUGCUAUACUUUUCUAAAUGGCAAGGGAUGGGGAGAGAAGGGGAUUAAGAGUUGACGCGCAACCUCCCGGUGGAUUCUUUGUUCUUACCAGAUCUCUUGGCCACUCCCCUAUUCUGAAGUCGUCUUGGCUCUCUUGACUGCUCCCCUAUUCUGAAGUCAUCUUGGCUCUCUUGACCACUCCCCUAUUCUGAAGUCGUCUUGGCUCUCCUGACUACACUAUUUCAAGGAAUGAUCACCAAGACACACAAAGUAGACCCUGGGCUCCCAGAGAAGAAAAAGAAGAAGAAAGUGGUCAAAGAACCAGAGACUCGAUACUCAGUUUUAAACAAUGAUGAUUACUUCGCUGAUGUUUCUCCUUUAAGAGCCACAUCCCCCUCUAAGAGUGUGGCCCAUGGGCAGGCACCUGAGAUGCCUCUAGUGAAGAAAAAGAAGAAGAAAAAGAAGGGUGUCAGCACCCUUUGCGAGGAGCAUGUAGAACCUGAGACCACGCUGCCUGCCAGACGGACAGAGAAGUCACCCAGCCUCAGGAAGCAGGUGCUUGGCCACUUGGAGUUCCUCAGUGGGGAAAAGAAAAAUAAGAAGUCACCUCUAGCCAUGUCCCAUGCCUCUGGGGUGAAAACCUCCCCAGACCCUAGACAGGGUGAGGAGGAAACCAGAGUUGGCAAGAAGCUCAAAAAACACAAGAAGGAAAAAAAGGGGGCCCAGGACCCCACAGCCUUCUCAGUCCAGGACCCUUGGUUCUGUGAGACCAGGGAGGCCAGGGAUGUUGGGGACACUUGCUCAGUGGGGAAGAAGGAUGAGGAACAGGCAGCCUUGGGGCAGAAACGGAAGCGGAAGAGCCCCAGAGAACACAAUGGGAAGAUGAAGAAGAAAAAAAAAAUCCACCAGGAGGGAGACGCCCUCCCAGGCCACUCCAAGCCCUCCAGGUCCAUGGAGAGCAGCCCUAGGAAAGGAAGUAAAAAGAAGCCAGUCAAAGUUGAGGCUCCGGAAUACAUCCCUAUAAGUGAUGACCCUAAGGCCUCCGCAAAGAAAAAGAUGAAGUCCAAAAAGAAGGUAGAGCAGCCAGUCAUCGAGGAGCCAGCUCUGAAAAGGAAGAAAAAGAAGAAGAGGAAAGAGAGUGGGGUAGCAGGAGACCCUUGGAAGGAGGAAACAGACACAGACUUAGAGGUGGUGUUGGAAAAAAAAGGCAACAUGGAUGAGGCGCACAUAGACCAGGUGAGGCGAAAGGCCUUGCAAGAAGAGAUCGAUCGCGAAUCAGGCAAAACGGAAGCUUCUGAAACCAGGAAGUGGACGGGAACCCAGUUUGGCCAGUGGGAUACUGCUGGUUUUGAGAACGAGGACCAGAAACUGAAAUUUCUCAGACUUAUGGGUGGCUUCAAAAACCUGUCCCCUUCGUUCAGCCGCCCCGCCAGCACGAUUGCAAGGCCCAACAUGGCCCUCAGCAAGAGGGCGGCUGACAGCCUGCAGCAGAAUCUGCAGCGGGACUACGACCGGGCCAUGAGAUGGAAGUACAGCCGGGGAGCUGGCCUCGGCUUCUCCACCGCCCCCAACAAGAUCUUUUACAUUGACAGGAACGCUUCCAAGUCAGUCAAGCUGGAAGAUUAAACUCUAGAGUUUUGUCCCCCCAAAACUGCCACAAUUGCUUUGAUUAUUCCAUCUAUGCUGGAGAUUACAAAUUUUUUUUGUGAAAAAAUCAGAUCUUGGUGAUGACCUCGAGCAGUAAGAUAUAAAUAACUCCCAUAAGCUUAGCGUUCCAGUAAUGGAACACUAGGCAUAAAUGGUUUAUUCAGUUGUGCAAAUGAAAGCCAUCUGACAGUUGGCUCACAUUGAACACCUGUGGAAAUUAAGGACGAGGACAACUAUAUUGAUGGGCUUGGAUGAACUGGGGCGGGGCAGCUCAUGUUUCGGGAGCCAGGAGAACGAGUGAGUGCUAAAACCUCCUGUUUUCUGUGUUAAACAUUCCGUCCCUGUUUGAGACAUCAGUAUGUACAGUUAACCUUUGUUGAGUGUUUAGCAGGUGCUAGGGACAUACUAGUGUUUUCCUUAAUGUAUUUAAUCUUCAUAAUUAUGAAAUGGGUGCUAUUAUUAGCCCCAUCUUAUAGAUGAGGCAACUGAGGUUCAGGGAUAAAGUAAUAAAAUUGCCUGGGGUCACCCAGCCACUAAGUGCAGGGUGUUGUACUUUUGUACCCGAAGCCCUAAGUUCACUAUUCGCCACUCUGAAUGUCCCCUUUAGGGAAUUUCCACCAGAAUCCUCGUUGGGGAUUGAAAUGUCUUUAGAUGGAGGAAAAAGUUUUAUGACAAGUCUGCAUCUCUGAUAAAAAGUGGAGUGAAUGAGGAACGGAGAAUCACAAGCUCCUUUUCCUUCCUUUUCCUUUCCCCUGUCAUAGAGCAGCUGUAGGCAGAGAGGUGUCUGAGUUGUUACCAAACACAUGUGACUGAGCUGCUGCUGCUGGGAAAUGUGCCUCUAAACCAGUCCUGCCUUUUCCACUGGUGUCCCUUCGGCCCUAAGUGCUGAGGUAGGAUUUUUGUGCUUUGACUGGAUUCUGAACAAGGCAUUUUAGGAAGAGUGGUUAGUCCCGCAAAUGAACCAAUGGCAGAUCCCAGGGACGUAUGUGUGUGUUUUGAGAUAGGGUCUCACUCUGUCACCCAGGCUGGAGUGUAGUGGCAUAUCACGGCUUAUUGCAACCACUACCUAUCCAGCUUAAGUGAUCCUCCCACCUCAGCCUCCCAAGUAGCUGGGACUGUGGGUGUGCACCACAACAACCAGCUAGUGUUUAAAAUUUUUUGUAGAGACGGGGUCUCACUAUAUUGUCCAGGCUAGUCCCAAACUCCUGGACUCAACUCAUGCUCCUGCCUCAGCCCCCCAGAGCUGGGAUCACAGGUGUGAGCCACUGUGCCCAGCCCCAGGGAUGUGUCUGAUGAGAUUCUUUUUUAUCACAAGGAAGAGAAUCCCAGGUGACUUCUGUAGGUGGAUAUUGAAUGCCAGGAGGAGAUGAACGUGUGGAGAUGACACGGGAAGUUGCCUCAUCGGCUGUGGGGACAGCGUUUCCAAGCCUGGACUCUACAGCAAGCCUCAAAGAGCUCCAGGUCCAGUGGCCCAAGUCUCAUGUGACCAUCUGUGACCACCUUCUUUCCACUCACCUAGCUUUUUGCAUCCCAAAAUACAGGUUCUGACUGGGACAUUUUCACGAUUAUUUGGCCUGAACAUGCCUCCUACAGACAUCCCAGCCCAGGCAGGCCUUGAUGGCCAGAAAGUUCAGUCUCACGUGGCAGGAAGGCCUGAUUAGGGCCUGGUUCAACAGCUCACCAAGGAAGCAUUCUCUCCAUCAUCCCCAGUGUUGGCUUCAUCAAGGCUAGUACAAAGAUGGCAGUAACAGUUCCAGGCAGCAUAUCAAGACCCUAGAACAUUCCAGAGGAAGAAAAGCCUUUUUGUGUCUCAAGGAAACUUCCAGAAGCCUCCAUUGCUGGGCAAUGAAUCAUCUGCCCAUAGCUGCACCCGCCCCUGUCAUGGGAAGGCUGGUGAUUCCCUUCAGUCAAGAAGAGUGGAUGCUGGUGAAGUGGCCAUGGUGUCCACAGCUGCCCAUUGGGCAGAGGUGAGGCAGGCACUUUAGGUGGUUUCCCUGGCUCUGAACCCUGAUCCGCAAGCAUUGGCCAGGUCAAUAGUUGGACAAGUAUGUGCUACAAGGACUUACUUGGGCCACUUCCCUCAGGACGUGAACUUGGCCUGCCUUUCUUUCCUGGAUUCAACCUUGAGAUACAUAAUGGGAGAGGCCGUGGAAAGCCCAAGAGGCAGUGUUCUGGAUUUGAGUGAGUGCCUUCUGGGCACCUCCUCCUUUGAUGGAGAAACAAAUCCCUCCUGACCUUGAGCAACACUACAGGAAUGUGCCUGGUGUAAACAGGAACCAGCCGUUUCUUUUUUUUUUUGAGAUGGAGUCUCACGGUCGCCCAGGCUGGAGUGUGGUGGCGUGAUCUCGGCUCAUUGUAACCUCUGCUUCCUGGGUUCAAGUGAUUCUUGUGCCUCAGUCUCCUGAGUAGCUGGAAUCAGCCGUUUACUACUCAUAGUUUUUAUCUUGCCAAGAGGUCACCCUGACGUUGGCCUGCUUUGCUCUGCUAAAAAGGUUGUGCUCUGCCAGGUGCGGUGGCUCACACCUGUAAUCCCAGCACUUUGGGAGGCCAAGGUGGGCGGAUCACGAGGUCAAGAGUUCGAGACCAGCCUGACCAACAUGGUGAAACCCUGUCUCUACUAAAAAUACAAAAAUUAGCUGGGUGGGUGUGGUGUCACGGGCUUGUAAUCCCGGCUACUCAGGAGGCUGAGGCAGGAGAAUCGCUUGAACCCAGGAGGUGGAGGUUGUAGUGAGCUGGGAUGGCGCCACUGCACACUCUAGCCCCGGGCAACAGAAUGAGACUCCGUCUCAAAAACAAAAAACUGUCUUUGGGUGAUUGUGGAGAGGUGAUCAUAUGUCCGCUGUGUUGCUCCCAUCCAAGCCCUGGUGACUGGUAGCUCUCAUGAGGGUGUGAUGGUCAGGCCUUGCCCCUGGUGUAAAUUCUGUCUGUAAUAGGGUGUGACUUUCUAACUCAACAUCACCACUGGCUUAGGAGUUCCAUUUGCACAGGGGGAGCUUUAUUGCUUUUCUAUACACAUAAGAACUUCACGUCUCACCAGUGGAGGUUGGGCAGCCAAGACACCACAAUGCUGGGUGUCUUCAGAAUGGACUUAAUCUUGUCCUUUUGCUUUCUGCCAGUGCAGAUCGCCAUCUCUCAGAUGAGCAGGACCCCACCCUCUGGCAGUCUUGUCUUGGGAGAAUCACUCUGAGCUCCCAUCCUUUGUAAAUUAACAUUGGUUUGAGCACCACCCUCCAUCACGGCUGCAGUGAGCCAUGAUUGCACCACUGUGUUCCAGCCUGGGUGACAGAGCAAGACCCCAUCUCAAAAAAAAAAAAAUAA
Molecule: messenger RNA, 5049 nt
Organism: Pan troglodytes (chimpanzee)
Lineage: Eukaryota; Metazoa; Chordata; Mammalia; Primates; Hominidae
Gene: KNOP1
Product: lysine rich nucleolar protein 1
Exons: 6
Coding region: 334-1710 (458 amino acids)
Source: RefSeq, a predicted model, not a curated record